This is a messenger RNA of Gamsiella multidivaricata, 540 nucleotides long. RefSeq names its product anaphase-promoting complex subunit 10. Gene Ontology annotation, biological process: anaphase-promoting complex-dependent catabolic process; protein K11-linked ubiquitination. The transcript is spliced from 4 exons. Gene Ontology annotation, cellular component: anaphase-promoting complex. Lineage: Eukaryota; Fungi; Mortierellomycota; Mortierellomycetes; Mortierellales; Mortierellaceae. The record is from RefSeq and is a predicted model, not a curated record. The coding region runs from base 1 to 540 and encodes 179 amino acids.
AUGACAUACGGCGAACUAGAUUCAGAAGACAAGGUCGAGAUCGGCAGGUUGGCGACAUGGUCUGUUUCCUCAGCUAAAAGUGGCCACGGCAUAGGUAUGUUGCGCGACAACAACCUCUCCACGUACUGGCAAUCGGAUGGUCCACAGCCGCACCUCGUCAACUUGCAAUUUGAGAAAAAGACGGCGGUUCAGCAGAUAUCAUUUUAUUACGACUUCAAGCAAGACGAAAGCUAUACGCCGCUGCGAAUCAGUGUCAAAGGAGGAACCGCUCAUCAUGAUCUCACUGAGCUCGUCAGCAUGGAGCUGGAAGGCAUCACAGGAUGGGUCAAUAUCAACCUGGAGGAUAUUCCCGGCAGUGGAAGGCCGCCACGGGUGUUUUUGUUGCAACUGGUUAUUCUUUCGAACCAUCUCGGUGGACGGGACACUCAUAUUCGGCAGCUAAAGCUGUUCUCAACGCGCGAGCCGGUUCUUUCCAUGUCUGAGAAUGAGGAAUUACCGUUCACAUCACCCGAGUUCUUGCGGUACACCGUCCUUCGAUGA